This is a messenger RNA of Sorghum bicolor (sorghum), 1617 nucleotides long. RefSeq names its product DNA repair protein RAD51 homolog B. Gene Ontology annotation, molecular function: double-stranded DNA binding; DNA strand exchange activity; ATP-dependent DNA damage sensor activity. NCBI's taxonomy places the organism in Eukaryota, Viridiplantae, Streptophyta, Magnoliopsida, Poales, Poaceae. Gene Ontology annotation, biological process: mitotic recombination-dependent replication fork processing; reciprocal meiotic recombination; DNA recombinase assembly. The coding region runs from base 95 to 1153 and encodes 352 amino acids. The transcript is spliced from 9 exons. The record is from RefSeq and is a predicted model, not a curated record. Gene Ontology annotation, cellular component: condensed nuclear chromosome.
CCAACGAAGGCCCCCGCCCCUUUGGAAGUUUGAACAAGCCCAAAAGCAGCCAGCGCACCACACUUCGCCCCCGCCCGUCGCUGCGAGUGGGCCCAUGUCGUCGACGGCUGCGGCGCACCAGAAGGUAGCGGCGCCACCGACAGAGGAGGAGGCGCCGGAGCACGGGCCCUUCCCCAUCGAGCAGCUACAGGCAUCUGGAAUAGCUGCACUUGAUGUGAAAAAACUCAAAGAUGCUGGUCUCUGCACAGUGGAAUCUGUAGCAUACUCUCCGAGGAAAGACCUUUUGCAAAUUAAAGGGAUUAGUGAAGCCAAAGUCGACAAGAUAAUUGAAGCAGCUUCCAAGUUGGUUCCACUCGGAUUUACUAGUGCUAGCCAACUUCAUGCGCAGAGGCUUGAGAUCAUCCAGCUUACAACUGGAUCUAGAGAGCUUGAUCAAAUUUUGGACGGUGGAAUAGAGACAGGAUCUAUCACAGAGAUCUAUGGUGAAUUUCGCUCCGGGAAGACUCAGUUGUGCCACACUCUCUGUGUCACAUGUCAGCUCCCAUUGGACCAAGGUGGUGGUGAAGGAAAGGCUUUGUAUAUUGAUGCAGAGGGUACAUUCAGGCCUGAAAGACUUCUCCAGAUAGCAGAUAGGUUUGGCUUGAAUGGUGCUGAUGUACUAGAGAAUGUGGCUUAUGCUAGAGCAUAUAACACUGAUCAUCAAUCAAGACUUUUGCUAGAAGCAGCUUCCAUGAUGGUAGAAACCAGUGUCUUUGAAGUGGAGCUCUAUGUCUGCAGGUUUGCUCUUAUGGUUGUGGAUAGUGCUACAGCCCUAUACAGAACUGAUUUCUCUGGUAGAGGGGAGCUAUCAGCAAGGCAGAUGCAUCUGGCUAAGUUUCUUAGGAGCCUUCAGAAGUUAGCAGAUGAGUUUGGAGUAGCAGUGGUAAUAACGAACCAAGUAGUGGCUCAAGUGGAUGGUGCUGCAGUGUUUGCUGGGCCACAGAUCAAGCCCAUUGGAGGAAACAUCAUGGCUCAUGCUUCCACAACUAGGCUCUUUCUUCGCAAGGGAAGAAGGGAGGAGCGGAUCUGUAAAGUAGUCAGCUCUCCCUGUCUGGCUGAAGCUGAAGCAAGGUUUCAAAUAUCAUCUGAGGGUGUCACUGAUGUCAAGGAUUGAAAGCAUCUCUGCAUCUGUAGCCCACAGCAUAACUUGCCCACUUGAAUGAAUCUCUGGUCUGCUGGAUUCAUGUUGGUCCCUUGUACAAUCAAAAUGCCAGUACAGGCUUCCAGAAUGGGAAUGCAAAUCCAUUGGACUGGCAUUGUCAUCCUGUUGUCUCAGGUACCAUCCAAAGUUGUCCUUGUUGUAAAGUGCAUAUCCUUAGUGUGUCCCAAAUGAUAUGUACAGACAAUCAGUCACAAUUUAGCAACUCAUCAUGCUGCAUGCAUCCAUGUUCUUUUUCAAUGUACUUACUUGCCUUGAUGCCAAUUAGUUGAUUUUGUUUUGUUGUACUGCUCUGAACCAGAAAUCAGAAACAGUUGACUACCAACAUUGGCUUAUUCGGUUCUUAACUUAUGUAAAUUAGGUUUUCAGGAUAAGGUACUGUUUAACUGUCCGCAAUUAGCAAAAGUAUUAUCUCCUUG